Molecule: messenger RNA, 1026 nt
Organism: Nicrophorus vespilloides
Lineage: Eukaryota; Metazoa; Arthropoda; Insecta; Coleoptera; Silphidae
Product: probable tRNA(His) guanylyltransferase
Exons: 2
Coding region: 66-983 (305 amino acids)
Biological process (GO): tRNA modification
Molecular function (GO): tRNA guanylyltransferase activity; magnesium ion binding
Source: RefSeq, a predicted model, not a curated record
UCUAAUAGUAUUAUAUUUUAAUUCUUUUGAAUAACGGUGAUAUAACCUCUAAAUUCAGAGCUUAAAUGUUGAAAGUUUUCUCCACAUUAUUAACGCAUAUCGAAAGACCAUUAUACACAUCUAUAAUGGCGAAAAGUAAAUUCGAAUAUGUAAAAUCUUUUGAAAUUGAAGAUAAAGUGUUACCCAAUUGUUGGAUAGUUGUUCGGAUUGAUGGCCAGCAUUUUCACAAGUUUUCAGACAAACAUAAGUUUGAAAAACCCAAUGAUAUAAGAGCCUUAAAGUUAAUGAAUAAAGCUGCAAUUAGGGUAAUGAGUGAAUUUAAGGACAUCUCAAUUUCAUAUGGACAAAGUGAUGAGUAUUCAUUUGUGCUACGAAAGGAUACUCAAUUGUACAAUAGAAGAGGUUCAAAAAUAAUGACUUACAUCAAUAGCUUAUUUACAUCUAGCUAUGUAUAUUAUUGGAAGGAAUAUUUUGAGGACAAGAAGCUGUUGUAUCCCCCAUCAUUUGAUUCUCGCAUUGUUUUGUAUCCAACUGAUGAAAACAUCAGAGAUUACUUGAGCUGGAGACAAGCAGAUUGCCAUAUUAACAAUUUAUACAAUACUACAUUUUGGACUUUAAUACAGAAGGGUGGAUUGACCAAUGUGGAGGCUGAACAACGUCUAUGUGGAACAUUUUCAAGUGAUAAAAAUGAGAUUUUAUUCACUGACUUUGGUAUAAACUAUAACAAUGAGGAUGAAAUUUAUAAGAAAGGAACGAUUUUAUUAAAAAAACGGAUUACGCAUCCUAGAUCUGGGAAAAAAAGACAAGUUAUAUUACCAUUGCAUGAAGAUUUAAUAGGUAAUAAGUUUUGGGCACUUAAUUCAGAAAUUUUAGACAUCAAGUCUCCUGAAUUCUAUGAAUGGAAUGGAGAUUUACCAAAGGAAAUUUUAAUACAAUUGCACAUUUAUGAUGAAAAUGAUGAAAAAAUGGAAAGCAAUGGAUAAUUAAAUAGAUUAAAAUUUUAUACAUAAGUAUUUCAUUUAUAUC